AUUAAAAAAUAAAAAUCACUGUCAAAUAUUUUCUAAUGUCUGAAGCUGUAAAUUUUGGUCCUUGCAUAGUGUUACAGAAAAUAUCAGUAAAACAUUUUCUUAGGUUUGAAGCAACUGCACACGCAGCUGAUGUUACCAUAGUAGACAGCAUCAAGUAGUCCUUUUUAAUCUGCUUCCUCCAGAAUUCUCUGCUUUACAAACCUUAUUUUCCAGAUUCCAAAAGAUUAAGGUACAAAGCCAAAUUCUAGUUUUUCUUUUCAGAAAAAAAAAAAAGGAAAGAAGAAGAGUUGGAGUCAGCAACACGUUAUGCUUCUUGGCUUAUUAGUUAGAAUUUCUAAAGGUCAUCCCACUUAUAAGAUCUGUACAUAAAGAUCCGUAAGGCAGAGGAAGUAGGUCACCUGCAUAUUCGACCUUCAGGUCCUUUCAAUGUCAAACCACAUUAUAGGAAGUUCCCAAGUGUGCAGGUCGAAACUAUCCUGUUUGCUAAAGAACCGUUAAGAGAUUCGGAAGAGUUGGUCACCAACAAAUUGCAUUCCCAUUCCAUUUGUCACCUCUAUAUAAGCUAUACAUCUUUCUCACACUUCCAUCAAGCACAAUCAAAUUCCAUUACUUACAGGAAAUCUUCACAUUCCACAGGCACUUCAAGAGACCCAAUGGCACACAGAGAUUUAGCAAUGAGUUUGGCUCUGGCCGUAGUGAGCAUGCUAUACGCAGGAGCCGUGGCUCAAUCCGGUUGCACAAAUGUCUUAAUAAGCAUGUCACCAUGCCUGAAUUACAUUACAGGGAACUCCUCAACUCCAUCUUCACAGUGCUGCUCACAGCUUUCUAGUGUUGUUCGCUCAUCACCCCAGUGCUUGUGUCAAGUUCUAAGUGGCGGUGGAUCAUCACUUGGCAUCAACAUCAACCAAACCCAGGCUCUAGCCUUACCUGGGGCUUGCAAUGUUCAGACUCCACCCAUCAGUAGCUGCAAUGCUGCUUCUCCAGCCGCCUCUCCUGCAGGAACACCGGAAAUUCCAAAUACUCCUUCAGGAACUGGAUCUAAAACCGUACCAUCAACAGAAGUUGAUGGCACAUCAGAUGGAAGCUCAAUCAAGUUGUCAAUCCCAUUGCUCGCAUUCCUUCUCUUUGCAGCUUUUCAUAUGGUUUAAUCUCCUCAACUCACUGAUUUUCCGAUCAGCCUUUCACCAUUUUGCAGUCUUGCAUAUUCUCAGUUAUUGUACUGAUAGUUUAUGAUUGAUUUCCUUUUUGGUUAGAGGAUGUAUGUAUUAUUUAUUUAUCCUGACCUCUUCUGAGUUUGUUAUAGUUUUGUAUUACUGAAGAGACUUCUUGCUCUCUUCCCUUCCCAAUAAAGACAUUAUUUCUUGUGUA
Ricinus communis (castor bean) is the source of this 1368-nucleotide messenger RNA. Its product is annotated as non-specific lipid transfer protein GPI-anchored 5. Gene Ontology annotation, biological process: lipid transport. NCBI's taxonomy places the organism in Eukaryota, Viridiplantae, Streptophyta, Magnoliopsida, Malpighiales, Euphorbiaceae. The transcript has 3 exons. Bases 654 to 1148 code for a protein of 164 amino acids. Gene Ontology annotation, molecular function: lipid binding. The record is from RefSeq and is a predicted model, not a curated record.